ACAGCGGUGUGUUUGGCGUUCCUCUGAACUCGCUGUUGGAGAACGACAGGAAGAAGUUUCCUGGAAUCAAGGUUCCUGUUGUCUUCCAGAAGUUGUUGUGUAUUUUAGAGCAGAGCGGCCUGCAGACUGAAGGAAUUCUCAGAGUACCAGGAUCAGCUGCUAGACUGAAGUACCUGCGGAGAGAGUUAGACAGAUGUUGUGGAGGGUUCGACUGGUCUGCAGUCAGACCGGUGGACGCUGCAGGUCUGCUGAAGCUUUUCAUCAGAGAGCUGCCGACACCUCUGCUGACGCACACACACCUGUCCACCUACCGCUCAGUGCUGGGUAUCUCCUCUGUGGUCCACCAGGUUCAGGCUCUGCAGCUGCUGUCCUUGUUGCUUCCUGAAGCCCACAGAGAAACACUUCGAGCCAUGCUGGUCUUCCUCCGUAAGGUGGUCUCUAAUCAGGACCAGAACAGGAUGUCUCUGUGGAACGUUUCCAUGGUGAUGGCGCCCAACCUGUUCUCCCGCCAUCACCGUGGCAACAAGCGCUCCGUCGCCAAGCAACGGGAGGAGAUGGAGGAGGCGGUGGGCGGAGCUCAGCUGGUCCGAUUGAUGAUCACACAGCAGGACCUGCUGUGGACGGUCCCCAGCUUCCUGCUGUCUCAGGUGAGACAGAUGAACCAGGCGUCCAAUCAGAGACAGCUCGGCCUGACCAGAACCACGAGACGACUACUGAGGAGGAAGACCAACAGAGACCAGAACCAGGUGAGACAGAGACCAGGUGAGACAGAGACCAGAGCCAGGUGAGACAGAGACCAGAGCCAGGUGAGA
This is a messenger RNA of Morone saxatilis (striped sea-bass), 812 nucleotides long. RefSeq names its product rho GTPase-activating protein 18-like. Lineage: Eukaryota; Metazoa; Chordata; Actinopteri; Moronidae. Gene Ontology annotation, molecular function: GTPase activator activity. Gene Ontology annotation, biological process: regulation of actin filament polymerization; negative regulation of stress fiber assembly; signal transduction. The record is from RefSeq and is a predicted model, not a curated record. Gene Ontology annotation, cellular component: cytoplasm.